AUGGCUAAAUUACUGCAAACCAAUACAAACCAUUUGAGAGCGGCACAAGAUUUAAUUGUACACAACUUAUGCAGAGGAUACAUAGAUAUAGCAUUUAUCGCAGAGCCGUGGUACAUAGAGGGGGACAACCGGUGGGCCUUGUCGUCCGAUCGGAACACGUCAGUUGCCAUUACGUGGCAAGGGGUGACGUCAGGCUUUCCCUGUUUACACUAUUUCUCUCUGAAUAGAAAUCUGGCGAACUUCUCCGAAUACCUGGCGACUUUGGAGAUGAUCAGGUGGAGAUACAGGGGCAAACCCUUAUAUUUUUUCGGUGACUUUAACGCCAGAUCGGGCAGGUGGGAUGCAACUGGGACAAAUGCGAGGGGUUUUGCUCUCGCGGAAUGGGCGGAUUCGCUUGACCUGUUGCUCUUGAAUAGAAGAUUUAUACAUACAUGCGUACACCCUAGAGGGUUAUUAGUGGUUGAUGUUUCGUGGAUGUCAGUUUCUGCCAAUAAUUUGGUCACGGGAUGGUGGGUCAACGAAUCGGUUGAUACACUAUCCGAUCAUCGGUACGUCGUAAUUGAAUUUAUAAGCGAACAAGUAGGAUCUCCGGUGGAUAGAAUCAGUCGGAAAUAUUUUCCACGCUGGAAUAUUAAAAAAAUUAAUUUAGACAUAGCUAGGGCUUCCCUCCUUAUAAAAUCAUGGGAUAACCCAGAGGAGACAACAAUAGAGAACAGAGUUAAGUGGAUAACAAAUAAUCUUAAGGAAUUGGCGGACAGCUCAAUGCCACGCUCAGGGCCGGCCGGCAAAUCGUCAGCCUAUUGGUGGAGCAAUGAUAUUACGGAAUUACACAGGGUCUGCUCUAAAUGUAGAAGAGCAGUAGUGAGAACAAGGCGCAGGCGACACUACUCACAUGAGCACUUAAUAAUGUUAUGGGGUGAGUUAAAAUUGGCCAGGGAAGAACUUCGUAAAGCGAUCUGGAAGGCUAAAGAUCGAGCUUGGCGGGAAUUGUUAGCUACACUCGAUAGGGAUCCUUGGGGUAGACCCUAUAGAGUGCUACUAAAAUAUAUUAGACCGGUAACGCCAUCUGCCAUUGAAAGUUUGCCUGCAGAGACGGUCGAGGAGGUGGUCUCUACAUUGUUCCCUCCUCCUCGGACAUGCGAGAUUACGGAAAUGAAUAUAAGGGAGGGAGACGAAGAAGUAUUAGUCAGCAAACCUGAACUAAUAACGGUAGGGAAGCGUAUUGCAAGAGGUAAGGCACCGGGCCCCGAUGGUAUCUCGGGAGCGCUGUUAAAGGAGUCACUCGAAAGUAUAUCUCCAUAG
This is a messenger RNA of Trachymyrmex cornetzi, 1302 nucleotides long. RefSeq lists its product as uncharacterized. The coding region runs from base 1 to 1302 and encodes 433 amino acids. Lineage: Eukaryota; Metazoa; Arthropoda; Insecta; Hymenoptera; Formicidae. The transcript has a single exon. The record is from RefSeq and is a predicted model, not a curated record. Gene Ontology annotation, molecular function: catalytic activity.